This is a messenger RNA of Anopheles coustani, 408 nucleotides long. RefSeq lists its product as uncharacterized. NCBI's taxonomy places the organism in Eukaryota, Metazoa, Arthropoda, Insecta, Diptera, Culicidae. The record is from RefSeq and is a predicted model, not a curated record. Bases 1 to 408 code for a protein of 135 amino acids. The transcript has a single exon.
AUGGCAUCCACGUUCGCUAAUCUGCCGCGCGCGGACCAGCUGGUGUAUCUGAACUGCGCCGAUUUCGUCGGCUCAAGCACGAAAGCCACCGUCUGUUCCGAUCCGUUUCUGCUGUUUCUUUGCGAUUUCGAUAAGGAAUGCGAUGCCGCCGCCGCCGCCGCCGCCGAAGCUGACGAAAGGUCACACCGCGAAGAUGGGACGACCGGCGGGGCGUUCGAGGAUGAGCCCGGCGAAGAUGAGGCCAACCAUCAGCUUCCGCUCCGGUACGAGCUGCGGCCCUCGCAGGAUCAAGUGCUCGCGGCGGCACGCCAAACGUGGAACGCGCUGUCGGACGAGGCGCGAGAACCGUAUCGCUUUCGGGCGAUCACGGCCGCACUCUUUCCGGCAGCCAUCGAUCAGGCGCUCUGA